Molecule: messenger RNA, 1569 nt
Organism: Bombus pyrosoma
Lineage: Eukaryota; Metazoa; Arthropoda; Insecta; Hymenoptera; Apidae
Product: caveolin-3-like
Exons: 3
Coding region: 678-1241 (187 amino acids)
Biological process (GO): caveola assembly
Cellular component (GO): caveola
Molecular function (GO): molecular adaptor activity
Source: RefSeq, a predicted model, not a curated record
UAUGAAAUGGAUUAUAUGCGAAUGAAUUUGUUACACAAUCUAGUGAAACAUAAAAAUUAUCUUCAAGGAUAUAUGGUAUACAAUGGUGUAUACAAAAUUAAUGAUUUCAAAAUAUAGCUACAUUCUUUUAUUAGGUAGUUAUCUCGUCUGUUUAUCCUGCACCAAAAUAAAAAUUCACUUCAAUUCAAUAUGAUUUUCGUACAAAAAUAAUUCUUUCCGACAUAUCGAUGCAAAUAUCUCGGUAUGCGUCGUGAAGAAAAAAUGCCAUUGAAAAUACUCAAAAUGACAACAUCCAUUAUUAUAAAAAAAAAAAAAAGAAACAAGAAUCCAAGUAAUCGAUCUUGAAUAAUUAUACGCUGGACAUUUCUUCCCCAAUAGUCGCUAUUAUCGAACGCGGUGUCGCGUUUUGAUCGUACACGCUACGGGCCAUUCACUUUCGUUUCGUCGGGGUGGUUGCACGAUGCGUCGCGCGACGCGGAGAGGGUUGAAGCGGCUGGCGCAGCCGCGCUGACCGUUGUCCGGCCGCUAGAUCGCGGAUUAUCCUCGCACCUGCACGAUCGUGAGGAGCAAGACAGCGGUGUGAACGAAAAAGAGGGAGAGUUGCAGUCUGGUGAACCUGCUGGAAAAGACAAUCAAACAAGAUAAGGGGAUCACGAGUUGCAAACGGGGAGUCCAGGAUGGAGAAGGCAGAGUCCUCCAACGAGGACGAUAGCAAUACCGAGCUGGAGGACCGGGACCCCAACAGCUUGAACAAACACCUUCAGGUGAUGUGGGAUGAUGUGAUCGGGGAACCGGAAGGAAUACGCAGUCCGGAGUGCGCGUGGCGUCUAAGCGGUCACUGUUUCCGGUUGUCCAGAAGCUGCUGUUACGUGUUCCUCUCGGUCCUCGUAUCUCCUUUACUCGCCCUUUGCUUCGGUUUUACGUUUGCCUGCCUCGCGUUUCAGGUGAGUCGUCGACCUUUUUCUCUAUUUUCUGAUCGAUCAGUGCUACCCACCGUUCUUACCCUCUCUACACAAUACUACCAUUAUACGAACAUUAUCGCGAUGCUUACGAUUAUUUUUGUUUCUCAGCCUAUUGGAAAUGUAGGUCGUCGCUUUACUAUCGAUUUUCAGUGGAAGAAUUUCUUUCUUUCUAUAUUAUUUUGUAUAAAUAUUUCUUGGAAGUUCCUUUUCUUGGAAACUUCAUUCUUUUUUUUCUUUCAAGCACACGUUUAUACAACACUUAAUAUAUCAAUACAUUGAUGUACGGAUCAUGAAAACUAUUAUUUUGUAAUCACAAUAAAUGUACAAGGCAAUCGAAAAUUUCUUUGCACAAUUCGGUUUUUAAUUUCUCAGUUAAUGGGUAGAGAUAUUGGAAUGUGUCCCGAGUGCAAAGGAUAAAUAAGAUUUUAAUGGUGUUUUUAACAACGUUUUAGACGUACAUAUCUUAUUUUUCGUAAGUAUCCUAAUGCUUAUGAACGGGAGUAUAUAUUUUGAUAAUUUGUAUUAUUGCCCGCUUGUCACUAACAAUUUGCCACUAAAUUAUAGAAAUAACAUUUAGUUGCAAGAAAAGAGAUUAAUAGAAGGAAAU